UCAGGGUCGCAUUAAUGAAAUGAUAGAUAUUUUUUGCUUUCAGUCCUGGCAAAGCACUUGGUAAAAAUUAUUAGUCACAGAUAUCUAUAAAGUCAACGUUUCUAAAUUACAUCUUUAAAGUAAAAAGUAUUUGCUUAUUCUUUUGGCCAAUUAAUCAGCAACAUGCAGGAUCCUCUUGAAGACACUGAGUGGAAUGAUAUAUUACGUUCUAAAGGUAUUUUACCUCCCAAACCAAAGGAAGCUGAAAUUACCGAAGAUCAAGUUCAGUUAAUGCUAGACGAUGCUAUACAACGGAGAAUUGAUUUGCCUGAAUCUAACCGCAAAAAAGUCGAGGAUAUGAAUUUGAAUGAGUUGGACGAACUAGAAGAUUCUGAGGAUGACGAAAUUUUAGAAUACUAUCGAAAGCAACGUAUAGCUGAAUUAAAGGCUUUCGCCGAAAAAGCGAAAUUUGGAGCAGUUGGAGAAAUUUCCGGUCAGGAUUAUGUGAACGAAGUGACUAACGCUGGAGAAGGCAUUUGGGUGGUGCUGCAUCUCUACGCCAAUGGCGUUCCAUUAUGCGCAUUAAUACACCAUCAUAUGCAGCAAUUAGCUGCACGAUUCCCUCAAACAAAAUUUCUGCGUUCAAUUGCUACAACUUGUAUACCGAAUUUCCCCGAAAAGAAUUUGCCCUCAAUUUUCGUUUAUCAUGAAGGACAGUUAAAGAAACAGUUAAUCGGUCCAAUAGAAUUGAGAGGUGAAAAAUUAACAUUGGAAGAAUUCGAGUAUAUGUUAGGCCAGGCUGGUGCUAUAAACACAGAAAUUCAAGAGGAUCCUCGCCCGACAAUAAGAGAUAAAAUGUUUGCUGAUUUACAAAAUCAAAGUGUCGAUUUCUAUUAGAGUCCGUGCCGCGAGUAUCUAAUAUUAUAUGUGAAAAACGGGAACCGUGUCAGAAAACGCAAGUAAUGACUUGGGAGCA
Molecule: messenger RNA, 955 nt
Organism: Glossina fuscipes
Lineage: Eukaryota; Metazoa; Arthropoda; Insecta; Diptera; Glossinidae
Gene: viaf
Product: viral IAP-associated factor homolog
Exons: 3
Coding region: 163-876 (237 amino acids)
Biological process (GO): protein folding
Cellular component (GO): cytoplasm
Source: RefSeq, a predicted model, not a curated record